CCAACAGCUGUUCGAUAAAAAAAGUAUAUGUAUUUCAAAAGUUUACACAAAUUUACAUGAUUUGCUAAAAAUUGCAUAAAAAGUGAAAGGAAUAACUAAAAUGGAACAAUUUAAAGGACUACAAAAGAGUUUAUAUAUUUGGUCUCAAACAGAUGAUUUGGAGAAACAAGUGGACCAGUUAAAAACAGCUACAGGUGGUGAGGUUUUGGUGGAAAAUAUUAAUCGCUUAACAUUUGCCUCCCAUGCUAAUGCCUCCUUUGAUUUAAUUGUGGUGGAAAAUGCUCAACUGACUGAUGCAUUUGGUAAAUUACUACAAUUAUUGAAACCUAAGGGCAAAUUACACCUUUUAAGUUUUGUGGGAUCACACGAUAGUUUAAUACAGGAACUGAAAUUAUCAGGAUUCAUAAAUGCACAAGUGGCAGCUUCUAGCAUAACCAGUGAAAAACCUGGCUAUGAAACGGGUUCAGCAGUAAAAUUGUCAUUUGCCAAAAAGACCACAAAACCGGCAGCUGUAUGGAAAAUUGACGGAGACGAGGAGGCGGAAGAAGACUUAAUAAAUGAAGAUGAUUUACUAGAUGAAGAGGAUAAAAAGAAACCAGAUCCAGAGUCUUUAAGAGUCUGUGGCACAACUGGCAAACGUAAGGCCUGCAAAGAUUGUUCCUGUGGUUUGGCUGAAGAAUUGGAAGCGGAAAAAUCUAACACUAAAGUAGAAACACAAAACGCCAAAUCCAGUUGUGGCAGUUGUUAUUUGGGUGAUGCUUUCCGCUGUUCUACCUGCCCUUACUUGGGUAUGCCAGCCUUCAAGCCAGGCGAGAAGGUACAACUGGCGGGAAAUCUUUUGAAUUCCGAUAUUUGAUUUAUUGCGAGACUCUAAUUAUGUUUAUACUAAAUAUUUCCUAAAUAUUCAAUAAAAAAAUAAAUGUUCUUCUUUCCAAGCUUUCUUAUACCCUUCACCUUCAGUGGUUGGGGUAUAUAAGUUUGUCAUUCCGUUUGUAA
Calliphora vicina (urban bluebottle blowfly) is the source of this 996-nucleotide messenger RNA. It is a transcript of the gene CIAPIN1, whose product is annotated as cytokine induced apoptosis inhibitor 1. The coding region runs from base 101 to 856 and encodes 251 amino acids. The record is from RefSeq and is a predicted model, not a curated record. NCBI's taxonomy places the organism in Eukaryota, Metazoa, Arthropoda, Insecta, Diptera, Calliphoridae. Gene Ontology annotation, cellular component: cytoplasm. The transcript has 4 exons. Gene Ontology annotation, biological process: iron-sulfur cluster assembly. Gene Ontology annotation, molecular function: iron-sulfur cluster binding.